GAUGGCAGCGCGCGCUGAUUGCUUCUGGGUUGUUUUGAAGGAGGAAGAACUGAGUGAGAAGGAGGGUGGCUCAGGCCUCAGCAAAGGAAGGGUCGGCAAUGUUGGAGAGAGAAGAAAAAGAGGGGCGAAGAGGGGCCACAAUGACCCUCUCUGUCCUCCUGGCGGGAAGAUCGAAGAAGCAGAGACACGGGCGUCGAAAUGGACAGCAAUUGCAGGAAAAAGCAUUGCGUGUUUUGAGUUGCCAUCAGAACCUGGAUGAACUUUUCCGCGAGGUGGGAAGUUCACUAUGUAAAGAGGCAUUUAUUUCUGAUAACUCAGGCAGAGAAUCCUCAGAACUGCUUCUGGUCUCUGCUUUGCAGGAUCAGGCCGCUGCCUUGGGUUUGCCGGUGGGGAUCCUCUCGGCCAGAAUGGCUGCAAGGAAUGUGGAGAAGAUCUCUGCGGAGUCUGGCCAAGCCACGCUGCUGAAAGGAGAGCCAAGAGAAAAGUUGUCUUGCCUGCUGUCCACUUUGAAGGAUCUGGCCUCCCAGAAUGCUUUCAGUCCUUCGCUGUUUGCUCAAGAAAUGUGGAAAAUGCAGAGCCCACUCACCCUGGACAUUGCAUGGCAACUCCACAGAGAAGGCCUCUUGACCCUGGAUGAGCUGCUGGAAAAUAAUCUAGAUGCGUCCGCAUCAGUGGACUGGUUAUGCUGCGACCUUUGCCUUCUGUGCAGUGAGACAGAAGGCUCUUCCCUAGACGCAGAGCACCAGGGGAGCCUCCUGACAGGCUUGGCAUCUGUUUUCCUUCGUCACGGAUUUCAGAAGACAUCUGAGCCAGGAAAGCAGUCGUUGUCACCAAAGCUGUCCAAAAUUUACUGCACCGUCCUUGAGAGAAUGCUGGCAUGGCUGCUUGAUUCUGUGGCCAAAGAGAAGCAGGAAGGCCCUUCUUCCCUGAAGGCUGCAAAGAACUGGCUCCAUGUGUUCACUGUGAGUGCCUACCAAGGCCUGGUCCUGCCUGAGGCCCUGCAGGACUUCUUCAGCCAAACUUUGACCCAGGUUCUGACCUACAAUCCCCAGCUCAAAGUUUCUGAUGCCAUUCCUCUGCAGAAAGAAUGGACCUUUGCGCGGACCAAUGCAGUGCUCACCUUGCUGUACCGAAAAUUGUUUGUGCCCUUCAAGCCAGAGGAGCUGGUCCGCCAUUUGCAGCACGUCCUGGAGACAAGCGAAGUCAACUGGCAUCACAUCCUCUCCUGCGUUUCCACACUGCUGGUCUGCCAAUCAGGAGCAGUACCGUUGAUUAAAGACUUUCUGGGCCAUCUGCUGAAGAAAGGGUUUGAGGACUAUGACUUGGAAAGCAUGAUGACGGCCUUCCUGAUCGCGCGCCAGGCUGGCCUGGAGGGCCCUGCUGUGUUCAUGCCUUACUCAGAAUGGUUUAAGAUUGCCUUUGGGAGCUCCAGUGGCUUCCACAGCAGCAGUAAGAAGGCCUCGGUCUUCCUCUUCAAGUUCCUCUCGGAGCUGGUGCCUUUUGAAACCGCGCAGCACUUGAAGGUGCACAUCAUGCUCCCACCGUUUGUUCCGGGCAAAUACCGCCCGUUACUUCUGGAAUACAUCGCUUUAGCCAAAACCCGUCUGGCUGACUUCAAGGUUUCCAUAGAAGACAUGGGCCUCUAUGAGGAUUUAUCUUCCCCAAAGGAAGCUGUUCAGCCUCAAUGUCAGGCCCUUCAGGACGUUGAAAAGGCUGUGAAGAUAUUUGAAAACACGGGAAGGAUCCCAGCAAGUGUUAUGGAAGCCAGUAUUUUCAGGCAGUCCUACUAUGCAACACGCUUUCUCCCUGCUUUGCUGGUGCCACGUCCGCUUCCGGAAAGGCCGGAUCCCCGCAUGGCUUUGAUAGACUCCCUCAGAAGGGCUGAAAAAAUUCCUCCAAACACAUACAAAGCAUAUGUUGAAGAAUGCCAAGUUGCAAAAGAGAAGCUCUUACAAGAUGGAUCGGUCGAAAUGGAGACAAGCGAUUUGAAAGAGCCUUUGGAACUGCUCACAGCUGAGCUUGAGGCGCUCCGAGAGUUGAUUGUGGAUCAAGAUAAGCAGGAGGAACUUCCGGCUCAGAUGGCUCGCGUCUCAGAGGCACUGGUGGGUGUCUUCGGGCCCACCAAUGACCAGGAGGAAAUAGCUUCCGUGGACUUCAGGAUCCGUUUGGAUCUUUCUGUUCCUGAAGUCCCGCAGCAGCAUCAAGAGGCUGUGGAUCUUCUGCUGACAGCGUUUUGCAAGAACGUCAUGUCUGCAUCGUAUUUCCUCCCACCAGAGAGGCAGGGGACCUGGGCUUCACUCUUUGCCAGAAUGGUUUGCGGGCACCGCCAGGCCCUGCCCUCCUUGCUGAGCCGCCUUUGUCAACUUAUUCACCAUCAGGGUUCUUCUCUCAGGGACUCUCACAUCAUUGGCUUGGCUGUCUUCGUGGUUCACUUAAACGAAGCCAAAGCGUCCAUCCCUGCCAUUGACCUCUGCUCUUCUCUGGCCCCUUCCUGCGCUUCCAUGAGAGGCCUUUCUGUAACUCAACUCUGGGAUUACUUUUUGGAUUGCCAGGCAGGAGAGUCUGUCACCUUCUGCAUGAAGUUUUGUGUUGUGGCAUUGUCUUACUUCCUCUGCAAGUUUGGCUCCCUUCCCCAUGACACCUUAUGCUCCUUGCUUCAUCCUGGUUUUGUGAAAAAGCUUCAGUACGUUGUGCCCCUUCUUUGUUCAGAAGCCCGAAAUACAAGCUGGGAAGGGAGCAUGGAUGAUGACCUUCUGUGGAAAAUCUUAUCCCUGCCCAACCUCUGCUACUCGAAAGCUGCCUUAUGCUUAUGGAAGCAUCCCCUUUUCAAAGAACUGUUGCAGGAGAAAGCCUUCCAGCUGACGUUCCAAGAAUGGCUCCUGGUGGAAUUGGCAGUCCCUUCUGAUGAAGACGUUCUUUCUGCUGCUGAGAGGCAGGAGUUCCAUUACUGGGCUCUGUACCAGCACUUCCUUCCUCUGCCUGCCGCCAAUGGAGGUUGCGAGGGAGACCUGAGAGAGGCCUGCGCCGUUCUCCUUGACGCCAUCUUGGAUUUUGGCCAGAGAGGCUCAGCAAUACAUACAUCAAGGUCUGAGUUUGGAAAGUGUAACCAUCCACAUAACCCCAAAUGUUCCACAUUCCAGAGGAGAGGGAACCAUGAUAUCUACGCCAGAUUGCAGGAGAUGUUGUUGCAGCUGGAGCUGGAGCGCAGGAGAGCCUGGCCUGCGUCCAGCGGCAAAGAGGAACCCCUCUUGUUCCGGGUUUUCCAGAAGAGGCUCAAAGGCCUGAAGAGUGGGAUAGCAGUCGGGGAAAAGAUGCACCGGCAGCAAGAACUGUUCCUUCAAACCAGGAUUCUUUUGGGUCUCCCUCCAUCUGUUCUCAUUGCAAUGCGGCAGAAAGGCAAGGAAGUGGCUCUGGACUGUGAAGACUUCUUCGGUUUUGUCAACACAGAACUGAGGAAUGUCUGCUCCAGAGGCUGUACGCUAUCUUUCGACAUCACUGCACAUUUCUUCAGGGGCCUUCUGAGUGCCAGUUUGGAGUGUGACAAACCGGCUCAAGAAGUGACAGCUUUGCUCACUCUGUGCCAAACCAGGUGUCCCAUCAUCCUUUGUUCUGCAGCUCGGUGGUGGUCGAGGCUGGAGUCGGUGCUUUGCUCAGAAUGGAAGAGGCUCAUCGAUGCUUCCUUGGCAAAAGGAUUGCAAAACCUUAGGGCCCUGCAGGCUUCUGUCAGCAGCUUCCUCUCCUCAGAAGCAGCUUUCCUGAUGGCUGACAUUCCCUGGCUUUCUGCUGCCUUCCUGCAUUUCACUCUUCAGCAGCAGCAAACAAUGCCUGAAAGGAUGGGAAAGAUGCUGGAAAGACUGGGACAUGGAGCAGAACAACUCCUGGUGUCCCUCCUCUUCUUCUCUAUGAUGGAUAUCAUCUCAGCGAGAAUAGCCCCGCAAGAAGGAGUGGAUUCUCAAAAGGCCACCGACUGGAGCCUGGCGGUGUUUCAGCAUUUGAACAAACAAAACAUACACUGGCUGUCAAUCUUCACUUCAACAUGGCCAGCUCAGGGCCCUGAACAGAUCCUUCACAGUGCUGCGUCGGAUCAACAUUUGAAGCUAAUGCCCAUUGCGUUUUACAGCCUCCUCUCCGCCUUCGACUCAAGCCAACUGACCACAGAUCCCAACUUCCUGUAUGUGGCUGUUGACCAGUACACCCAGUUGGUGCAGCUCUUUAUGGAGGGGACAACAGAAAUGGCACCAAGUCUGAGAGAGCCAAGCCUGUGCGCCAUGGAGCCUGAGGAGCCAUUGGCGCUGAUCAGAAUGGCACGCCAGUUCCUGCUCCAUCUCAUCCCCCGGUGCCCGCAAGGAAGCUUUGCCAACCUUCAACAGUUGCUGGAUCUCUGUGGACUCCUGGACCCAGAGCUCAAGGCGGCCCUUGUGGAUUUGGGGGGUCUCCUGGAUGAAGAACCACUCCUCUUCUGAUGGCUUUCGUUGGAAAACAAAUAGCAAAAUGGGCUGCACCUCACCUGUCCAAAGCUUCCCUGUGAAUAAUUUAUUACAAGCAUGGCUUUGUCACAAUAAAAACCAGGUUCACAAAA
Molecule: messenger RNA, 4579 nt
Organism: Anolis sagrei ordinatus
Lineage: Eukaryota; Metazoa; Chordata; Lepidosauria; Squamata; Anolidae
Gene: FANCA
Product: FA complementation group A
Biological process (GO): regulation of regulatory T cell differentiation; interstrand cross-link repair
Cellular component (GO): Fanconi anaemia nuclear complex
Source: RefSeq, a predicted model, not a curated record